Messenger RNA from Ascochyta rabiei, 6415 nucleotides. RefSeq lists its product as uncharacterized. The record is from RefSeq and is a predicted model, not a curated record. NCBI's taxonomy places the organism in Eukaryota, Fungi, Ascomycota, Dothideomycetes, Pleosporales, Didymellaceae. The coding region runs from base 485 to 6415 and encodes 1976 amino acids. The transcript is spliced from 6 exons.
AUGGCGCUGAUGGCAAAGCUUCACGACGCGCGAGCGCACAUAGACAGUCUCCGCCAAAGGUUCUCUACAAACUCUAAUCCCGCCAUGGUUUCGAUUAUGGAGAAUUUAUUGAAAGUGUUCGUCGCAGCGUGCUUGAUCCUAGGUUCAGCUCUAAUCACCACCCAGCGUGUCGGGCGACCUCUACGGCGAGAAUCCCCAUUUCAUACAAGAGCUUCUGCAAAAUGCGGAUGACAGUAGCUAUACAACGGAGCCUGCCCUCAAGAUCACUUUUCGAUCUCAUGCUACACAGGCCAGUUGGCUUCAGAUCGACACCAACGAGGUAGGUUUUAGUAAAGAGGAUGUCGCCGCUAUUUGCUCGGUGAGCAACAGUACUAAGUCAGGGCAAACUCAUUCAAGAGCCUCCACUGGGGAGAAAGGCAUAGGAUUCAAAAGCGUCUUCAAAGUUGCGAAUCGAGUCUACAUAUCAUCUCGUGGCUACACGUUCAUGUUCGACAAGGACUUGCCAUUGGGCAUGAUCAAUCCAAUCUGGACAGUGUUCCCUGGCGAAACAACUCCAGAGUUGACGUCCAUUGGACUUGAGCUGUCCAACGACCAAAACGCCAUCGAGCUCAUAGAUUAUCUUCGAGGGUUAGACGCAAGCCUUUUGCUUUUCCUUCGAAAGGUUCGAAAGAUAAGCAUUGAAUUGGCACCCGUCGGUGAUACAAGCUCAAGUAUAACACUCCAACGAAAAGACGUCGAUGGAGAUGGGAGGUUUCAGAUUAGGAGACUUUGCACCGCAGAAGGGGACUUAGAGUAUCUUGUACACAGGUAUCGGGUAUCCCAUCUUCCGAGAGACACGAGGCGACCGAAUUACACUCAUUCAGAUCUGCUACUAGCAUUUCCGCCUCCGCCGUUGAGAGGCGAACAGGUUUUCGCAUUCCUCCCCAUCAGUGACUCUGGAUUGGACUUUGCACUGCAAGGCGACUUUUUACUUGUCGCUAAUCGUCAGUCUAUUCAUCCAACCGCGCACUGGAAUUGCCAUUUGCGUGCCGGGGUCACGGAAGCGUUCGUGCAGUCUGUCGAACGAUUCAACAGCUCAGACCAUCUGCUGAAAUAUUACUGGCCAUUGUACAUGCCGACAGAUAAAGUCCACAAGUUCUUCCAGCCAUGUAAGGAGUCCAUUCACACUGUUCUCAAGUGCAGCAGAGUCCUCCUAUCACAAUCUGUUGAGAGACCGUACGCUCUCCCUAGCGAGCUGUUAUUUGUUCACCCUGGCAUGUAUGCGGAUUGCAACGGCAUACCGUUGACAGCUUGUACACUGCAUAGUGCUACAUAUCUAUCCAGCAGCUAUCCAGAGUGUACGAUAGGACCUCUACGCACCUUAGGUGUUGUUGCAAUGACUGACGAUAUCUUUUUGUCACACUUGCAGCAACUCAUAUCCGAAGCUGCGGCAGAAUUCUAUUCGCGUACAUCUCAAUGGCACUCACAGCUCGCGCGAGUACUCUUGCGCUUGAUUGUAGACGCACCGGAAGGCCUGCGGCAGGUCGCCUAUAAUCUGCCAAUCGUACCUCUUUCAAACGGAACAUGGGUAUCCGCACGUGACGGACCUAUGCUUCCACAGCGUACUGCAUCACGGCCAAAUGCUCUCGAAGAUUCAGCGAAUAGCGCCCUGGGCGAGAUCACCUCAUCGGACGCGUAUGACAAUGUAGGAGGUAGAUCGACGCCCACCAUUCUCGCAGAAGAUGUUCCAGGUCGCGUUCUUAUCAUCGAAGAGACUGCAGCAGCUGAUGAUAUGCGCAGAAGCCUCUUUGCGCAAUUGAAAGUUGUGACAAUGAGCACAACCUGGACGUGUGAACAUCUGAGCAGCUGCCACAAUUCUUCAAGCUUCAACCCCCAAAACUGGACGUUGGAACAACUACUUUCUCAUACGAAGUACAUCUAUCACGCCAGGUGGCGACCUGAACGGUUUACCGACCUUUGGUUUGCGACCUCUGAUGGUGGUCGAUGCAAAGGGUCGCAAGCGUACUGUGCUGUACCUACUUCCGAAGACUCUGUGUACGCUCGAAUCUCGGAAGUCAUGAUAUCACGCUAUCCGACGGUUGACCAUGCAUAUAUGCAGGAGACUGAAGCGGGCUGGAUGCUAUUUCUCCAGAACACUCUGCAUGUAUCUGCAGUACCACGCCUAGUACAAGAGGGCGAAUUCCAUCAGGGGAAAACAUCCGAUCUUUCCGAAGAGUUCAAAUACAUUCUGAAGGAGUGCCAAUUUUCCGACGUUGUUCAGCUACUGCUUGAAAAUUGGCACGCGUAUUCGAGGUGGUUCGAUGCAGAUAUUACACAAUUCACAAGACUCGAUAUUCGCGAAUCGAGAGAAAAGCUCUUGUUGGAAAUCCAGGAGAGCAUGGUGAAAACUCAGCAUGGCAUGAGGCGCCUAGGCUCGAUCUCUAUAUCUGGAAUCGAUUCAUACGUCGAAGUACACAUAGCAGAUCUUCCGGUAUUGACCCUGGAAGCGACCAGGGAUAAGAUAACGAAUCAGAAGUUGCAUCUACUUGGUAUCCAUGUUGACAGCGAUGUCGAGUUUUACACGCAUUGCUUGGAGCACUUGCACGCAAAGGACGAACCAGAAACUGCCGUUCUGUCUCAUAUCUACGAAAAGAUUCAAGACUUGUAUGAUGCAAAUGAAGUCCUGGUGGAAUCUACCUUUUCGAAGAAAAAGUUGAUCUACGUGAAAUCGCCGUAUCCACGGAAAGAAAAGCUUUCGGCUUCACGGGCAAGUCAACUGCAGGCCGUCCGAUCCAGCGAACCCAUCGGCUGGCUCGAUGUAAGCGAGGGCUCCUUACUGAAAGAUCUGAUCCAAUCAGAUUACCCUCAAGCCACGCGUUUUUUCCAAGGCUUACUUGGUGGCGAGCGUUUGCUUCUUGGACCUCUUCUCGCAAAAGCGAGUAGAGUUGACAUGUUGAUGAAUACAGCAGAGAUUGCGACUCUAUUCGCAAACAUAAGCGACAUUCUAGGGCUUAUGGGCCAGAUCAAUGUUGCCAAAGCGACAAAGUUUAUCCAUGACAAACCAGUUCUUCCCAUAUUCAAGGUGAGCACCGAAUCGCAGGAUGACAACUCCUAUGAUAGUCUUGUUGGCAACAGAGAUGCAUCUUGGUUCAUUGCAGACAGACCGCAUCUUUACCAGAGCUUCAAAGGAAAGUUACCGCUCCUGGCUUUCACAGUCCAACAGAUCCGGAGUAUGAAACAUUUCAUAUCAGCGAUGAGACUAGAUUCUCGCCGGUUAUCCAGACCAGAUCUAGUCAUCGAUUCUACCGUCCCGAGAGGUCCUUUGAGGUACAGUCAACCCAAGACCGUUGCAGUGUUGGGUAAAAAUGAGUUUCUCAAAGCGCUUCUAUCGACGACAAAUUCCAACAAAUUACAAUCUUCUGAUUGGAUACGAAUCAGUUCGGCAGAAUCGAUCGUCAUAAACCACGAUUUUAGAUGCAAAGAUUCAGCUUGCAGCGGACGACCCACCAAAGGAUUCAUUCACUCCGUCUCAAGUGAGUGUAACCUUCAAAUAUACAUUGAAGACGAUGGUAAAGACUCGAACUUGCUACCUUUCGACGUCGUGAGUGAGAUUGGCCAAUAUCUUGGGAUCAAAGAUGAGCGGAGACGGCAUUUGCUCUAUGAAGCGCUCAGCAACAAGAACAUUCGGGACGUUCAGCAGCGAUUCGAAGCCGACGGAUACGAUGUCGACAUCGUGAAAGUGCUCGAGAGCCACCAAGAACCACACGCCGACUAUCACGUCGCUUCUGGAGAUCUUAUGUCUAUACCCAGCCCUUGGCAAGUUCAUGGGAGUAAGAACAAGGGGCUGAAUAUCGACCUACAGCCCAAGCGUAGCAAACUUGAUCCAGAUCGACGCAUCAAAAUGAUGGAGAUCAACAUGGCCUCCAAAGUCUCAACACAUGGUGUGCUUUAUACUCAAAAAUUGGAUCCCAACAAUACACUCCAGUUUCUAGGAGAGUUGCUUGCCUCACGGAUGUUUGAGAAGACAUUGGGGUGGGCAUACAUUCCAGACUUGUACUGGACAAGUAAGCUUCGUGUACGAGCGGGAACCAUGCCAGAGCCAACAACCGAGCACGUCGCAUCUUUCACAAUGGACGAGCCGUUUAUAUCCCAGGCUGUAACGACACGCUUCUCAAGCCAACUGGGUGACCAACAAGCCCAGGAUUGGGGCGCCUGCAGCCCCACAUACCAUUUUCUGGUAGCACCGUCAUCUGGUGACUGGGAAGAUUCAUUUGUAUGGGGAUCUCAGAAAGUAGAGUUGAUGCGCCGCUUCCACCUAUCCGGAGCCAAUAUGAAGUCACCAAAAGACGUCCUGAUCUUGCUAAGAAUUAGUCAUAUCUACAGCGAACGGCCCCGAUAUCGAUUCAUUAUAGACCCUUGGAAUUUAGUUCUGUCCGGUCAGCUCACGUUGCCAAGUGAUGCACUUUUUGCGGCUGCUAUCAAGUCCAACGCGGUUUCUCAGCACGAUCCGCAAAACACCAACCACAGUUCCACAAGUGAUAAGCCAAUCGAAGGGGAAUCGAGGCAAAACGAAAAUGAACCUAGUCGAUUACCGCGGGAUGUACCUGAUAUGGCCACAACAUUGCGCGGUCCAAAAGCGAAGUUAGACUCAACUCCUUACAUAUACCGACCUCUUUGUAGCGAACAGUUCCGAUUGUUCACUCUUUUCCCCGCAGCAGAUACCCAAGACCCUCUGCGUGGUAUGAUCUGUAGCCACUCCAUCAAAGUUGGUGUACCGUAUGAAAGCGUUUCCUACACGUGGGGUUCUGAUGCGCAAACAAUGCAUUCAAUCUCAAUGCCGGACGGUGAACUACAAGUGAGAGACUCUCUCAAAACAGUUCUCACUAGACUUCGAAAGAAAGAAGGCUCUGUGGUACUCUGGAUAGAUGCCAUCUGCAUUGACCAGGAGAAUCCGCACGAGAAAACGCACCAGAUUCGCAAACUCCCACAAAUUUUUCAACGCGCAACAUGUACUCUUGCAGUCAUUUCUACGGAAGAGAAGUAUCAUGCCGCCAUGGAAACGCUUAUGCAAAUUCGUGGAAAUGCGGUCUACGGUUACGACUCCGAAAGAUGGCCAGACAAUCUGGCCAAAAUUCCGGCAUCUUGGGCAGGAAAAGACAUGCCCCCAAUAACAGAGGAUGUAUGGGACUCAGUUGUCCAAUUUUUCAAGGUCGCAUGGUUUCAAAGGGCCUGGAUCGUGCAAGAAGUUAUAGCAGCACCAUCAGUCAAAGUUGUGUGCGGUCAGUGGAUGGUAGAUUGGAGCGACCUAUUCUUCACUAUGGAGCUCGUGGACAAAAGGUUCAGACGGACCUCCAAGGUCGAUAUUUCAGCCUGGAAAUCCUUCAAGAUCUUGGGGGAACAUCGAGAGUGGGAGGCAACAAAGCGUCGGUGGCCACUUCUACUUCUUUUAGAGACGUUUCGCCACACAGAAUCUGGUUUCAUGCGAGACAGGUUCUUCUCUCUGCUUGGACUCGCCAACGAUGGUAACUUAGCUGAGUUUGAGCCCGACUACGCAUCUCCCUUCGAAGCUAUCGUGUGCAAAUUUGCACGUACGUUCAUUCAACGAGGAUUUGGUAUUCAUCUACUCUGUCGUGCGGGUCUGGGUCCACAGCUCGAUCGAUUUCCAUCCUGGGUUCCGGACUGGACCAUUCUGAAAUCAGACAGCCUGAGUAAAUCCAGUGAGCGCGGGGUUGUAUACAACGCAUCGAGCUACGCCGAACCAAAGAUUGGGGUGGUUUCGGAAUCCCGUAACAUCAUCGAGGUACGCGCUAUCCAGGUCGACAUCAUCACACAUGUCAGUGGCUGCUUCAAUCGGCCGCACGAGCCAGCCCGACUUGAGAAAUACUUCAAGGAAAUCGACGAUUUGAUCGAUGCACAUCUGAGAACCAGGUUCAGUCGCGAGAAGCGCGAUGUACUGAAGUGGCGUGUACCUGUUGCAGGUGCCGAGCACCCAAAGAUAGCAACUGGAGGAGACAUCAACCUUCGUGAUUCCUACAACGCUCUUCGGACAGUUUUGAAAGGACUCAAGAAAAAGACCGGCCCAAGUGCUCAGUACCUGCGUGAGGAUACUGGUGAACGAUUGGUCGCUUCUUCUGAUGGUGUGGAACUGACCCGUGUGCAAGGUAGAAGUCUCAAUUACCAUGCACUUGUACAAGACAGCAUAAAGGACUGGAAAUUCUUCGUGACACAGUCUGGUACAUGUGGUAUCGCACCAGGGCUAGUGAAGGCAGGAGACAAGGUGCACAUCGUUGCGGGUAGCAGAACGCCGUUUGUGAUGCGUAUGAGCUUUCCAGAGCAGGAUCUUUCCAAGCUCAUCGGUGAAUGCUAUGUGUAUGGUAUGAUGAAUGGGGAAUGCGUACAUGCCGAUACAAGAUGGUCGACGGUAAAGCUACAUUAG